Closterium sp. Naga37s-1 is the source of this 681-nucleotide messenger RNA. NCBI's taxonomy places the organism in Eukaryota, Viridiplantae, Streptophyta, Zygnematophyceae, Desmidiales, Closteriaceae. The record is from the annotation of a GenBank genome assembly.
AAGAGCAAGAAUCGUAACGAUGCACCAGGUGUGACUGACGUCCCAUUUCCCCAUGCCUUUUCUCACUCCGUCUACGCUCACCUCCCCUCUUACCUCCCCUCACCUCCCACGUCACCUCCCCCCACCUCCCUUCACCUCCCUUCCCCCUUUCACCUCCCUUCCCCCCCUCACCUCCCUUCCCCUCCUCACCUCCCUUCCUCCCCUCACCUCAAUUCCUCCCCUCACCUCCCUUCCCCCUCUCACCUCCCUUCCCCCCCUCACCUCCCUUCCCCCCCUCACCUCCCUUCCCCUCCUCACCUCCCUUCCUCCCCUCACCUCAAUUCCUCCCCUCACCUCCCUUCCCCCUCUCACCUCCCUUCCCCCCCUCACCUCCCUUCCCCCCCUCACCUCCCUUCCUCCCCUCACCUCCCUUCCACACCUCACCUCCCUUCCACACCUCACCUCAAUUCCCCCCCUCACCUCCCUUCCCCCCCUCACCUCCCUUCCCCUCCUCACCUCCCUUCCACCCCUCACCUCCCUUCCACCCCUCACCUCCCUUCCACCCCUCACCUCCCUUCCACCCCUCACCUCCCUUCCACACCUCACCUCCCUUCCUCCCCUGCCGCACCUUCUUCCCCUUCAUCAGGUGCCCGAAUCUCCUCACCCCUCUCUUCUCUGCGCCGCACCUUGUUGGGCGGGUAG